This is a messenger RNA of Mercurialis annua (annual mercury), 1979 nucleotides long. RefSeq names its product proline--tRNA ligase, chloroplastic/mitochondrial. Lineage: Eukaryota; Viridiplantae; Streptophyta; Magnoliopsida; Malpighiales; Euphorbiaceae. The record is from RefSeq and is a predicted model, not a curated record. Gene Ontology annotation, biological process: prolyl-tRNA aminoacylation. Gene Ontology annotation, molecular function: ATP binding; proline-tRNA ligase activity. Gene Ontology annotation, cellular component: chloroplast stroma; cytoplasm; mitochondrion. Bases 85 to 1731 code for a protein of 548 amino acids. The transcript has 11 exons.
UCUCAUCUUCUUCACUGAACAGUUCAACACUAUCCCACUCCAAAACCCUGCAAAAAGAAAUAACCAAUCGAACACACGACAGAAAUGGUAGUGUGUCUCACAAGAUUGCCAUCUCUCAUCUUCACUGCUCAAUCAAUUCGCCGCUCUCCGGCGUUUCCACGGCGGCGUCACAAUUUCUUCAGUUUGCCGCGGCUAUCAGCGGCGUCUUUCUCUACACAGAGCGCGGCUUCCAGUCCUCCUGAAACGGAAGAUAGAGUUGAUAAUCUGAAGAGUAGAAUAAAUCAGGAGCGAGCGGUUACUCCUCGAUCCGAGGACUUCAGUGCCUGGUAUCUAGAUGUUAUUGCUAAUGCUGAGCUAGCUGAUUAUGGUCCUGUUAGGGGUACUAUGGUCAUUCGUCCUUAUGGCUAUGCUAUUUGGGAGGCAAUUCAGGAAUAUUUGAAUGUUAAAUUCAAGGAGACUGGACACAGCAACAUGUAUUUUCCGCAGUUUAUACCUUAUUCAUUCAUAGAGAAGGAAGCUAGUCAUGUUGAGGGAUUUAGUCCGGAGUUGGCCGUCGUAACUAUUGGUGGAGGAAAGGAACUUGAAGAAAAACUUGUGGUUCGACCUACUAGUGAAACAAUAGUCAAUCACAUGUUUACUCAGUGGAUACAUAGCUACCGCGAUCUUCCUCUUAUGGUCAACCAGUGGGCAAAUGUCACAAGAUGGGAGAUGCGUACAAAACCAUUUGUGAGGACGCUUGAAUUUCUGUGGCAAGAGGGUCAUACAGCCCACGCCACUCCCGAGGAGGCAGAAAAGGAGGCCCUACAGAUGAUUGAAGUGUAUACCAAAUUUGCAUAUGAGCAAACUGGAAUACCUGUUAUUGCAGGUCGGAAGUCUAAGGUGGAAACUUUUGCUGGUGCUGUUAGGACAUAUACCAUAGAGGCUAUGAUGGGUGAUCGAAAGGCAUUACAGGCUGGAACCAGCCACAACCUUGGUCAAAAUUUCUCUAGGGCUUUUGGAACACAGUUCAUGGAUGAAAAUGGACAAAGGCAGCAUGUCUGGCAGACAUCAUGGGCCAUCAGUACCCGCUUUGUUGGUGCUAUUAUAAUGGCGCAUGGAGAUGAUACUGGUCUGAUGCUUCCCCCUAAAAUUGCACCAAUACAGAUAGUGAUUGUACCAAUUUGGAAGAAAGAGAACGAGAAAGCUGGAGUUCUCAAUGCGGCAUCUUCUGUAAAAGAAGUUUUGCAAUCUUCUGGUCUCAAAGUCAAGCUUGAUGACUCUGACCAGAGGACCCCUGGAUGGAAGUUCAAUUUCUGGGAGAUGAAGGGAGUACCUCUAAGGAUUGAAAUCGGUCCUAGAGACGUUUCAAGUGGAAGUGUGGUCGUAUCAAGGAGAGAUGUCCCUGGAAAGCAAGGGAAAGUGUUUGGAAUAUCAAUGGAACCUUCAAUUUUAGAAGCUUAUGUCAAGGACAAGUUGGACGAAAUUCAGCUGUCCCUCCUGGGAAGAGCAACGUUAUUUCGUGAUAGUCAUAUUGUGGAUGUGAGCUCGUAUGAUGAACUCAAAGAGGCCAUAUCCCUUAAUAAAUGGGCCAGGGGUCCUUGGUCAGCUAGUGAUGCUGAUGAAUUAAGGGUAAAAGAAGAAACAGGAGCAACAAUUCGGUGCUUUCCUUUUGAACAGCCUGAAGGGAGUAAAACGUGCUUGAUGACAGGCAAGCCAGCAGAAGAAGUUGCAAUUUUUGCUAAAUCGUAUUAAUCAUCUAACUUAUGAUUCGAAAAGUUGGUGCGAUUUCACUGUUCCGCGUUUGUAAGUUUCAUUAUGUUGGCCAACGUAUUUAUUUUAUCAAUUACUCUGACAACUGAUAUUAGUCUCAGUUAUUUAAUGAUCUUUUGCCUGCUUGUAAAAUUCUUUUUAGAAAGGAAGAUUUUUCUAUAAAGAAUAAAACAUGAUUCUGUACAAUGUUGUCGAAUAGUGAAAUUGAAGAGUGUAAGUAUUCUUGUGUA